UACUGAGUUGUGCUUUUCAUAUAUCACAUGGUUCACAAAUUCGAGCUGUUCACAUAUUCAUUGUUUACUUUUCAACAACUGUGCAUGUGGACUCUGUUACCCACAGUUGAAGAUUAUUCUCAGAAUGGGGCACACAAGUUUAGAAAAAAUCAUUGCACUACAGAAGAAAACGUCAAACAUUAGAAAUAUCUGUAUUUUGGCCCACGUGGACCAUGGAAAAACGACACUGGCAGACUGUUUGGUCGCAAGCAACGGCAUCAUUUCCACUCGCUUGGCAGGAAAGCUCAGGUACCUGGACAGCCGGGAGGAUGAACAGAUCCGAGGGAUCACUAUGAAGUCCAGUGCCAUUUCUUUACACUAUACAACAGGAGACAAUGAAUACCUCAUUAAUCUGAUCGACUCUCCCGGUCAUGUGGACUUCUCCUCGGAGGUCUCUACAGCUGUUCGGCUGUGUGACGGAGCCAUCGUGAUCGUGGACGCGGUAGAAGGAGUGUGUCCUCAGACACAAGCAGUGUUGAGGCAGGCAUGGCUGGAGAACAUUCGACCUGUGCUUGUUAUCAACAAGAUUGACCGGCUGAUUGUGGAGCUCAAGCUGAGUCCUCAAGAGUCCUACACACACCUCCUGAAAAUUCUUGAACAGGUGAACGCUGUGACAGGCACCCUGUUCACUUCUAAAGUGCUGGAGGAGCGUGCAGUGAAGGAGGCACAGGUUCAGGAAGAGCCUCCUGAGACCGAUGGAGGUGAGCAGGUUUAUGAUUGGAGCUCAGGCCUGGAGGAAACGGAUGAUUCGCAUCUAUAUUUCAGCCCUGACCAGGGAAACGUGGUGUUUGCCAGUGCAAUCGACUCCUGGGGUUUCAGUGUCCAUCAGUUUGCCCAGAUCUACAGCCAGAAGAUGGGGAUUCGCUACGAGCUUUUACAGAAGACUCUGUGGGGAGACUACUACCUAAACAUCAAGGCCAAAAAGAUCAUGAAGGGAGCGCAGUCCAAAGGAAAAAAGCCGCUUUUUGUCCAGCUGGUCCUGGACAAUAUCUGGAGUUUAUACGACGCUGUGGUCAUCAGAAGAGACAAAGAAAAGGUGGAGAAGAUGGUGGCUUCAUUGGGGUUAAAGGUCAUGGCCCGUGACCUUCGUCACUCUGACCCGAAGGUGCUCCUGAGUGCCAUCUGCAGUCAGUGGUUGCCUUUGUCUCGGGCUGUGCUCUCGAUGGUGUGUGAGAAGUUGCCAGCUCCCACUGAGGUGAUCUCGGAGAGGGUGGAGAAGCUGAUGAGCGUGGGUACACGCAGGUUCGACUCCCUGCCCGAAAAAACACAGCAGCUGAAACAAGCAUUUUUGGAGUGCUCAAGCGAAGAAUCGGCGCCAGUCAUUGUGUUUGUGUCGAAGAUGUUCGCCGUGGAUUCAAAGGCCCUGCCGCAAAACAAACAAAGGCCCCUGACUCAGGAGGAGAUCGCCCAGCGUAGAGACCUGGCCAGGCAGAAACAUGCAGAACGACAAGCAGCCAGUCAAACCUCUGAAAUCCCAGAGACAACCAACACCACCAAGCAAGGUCCCGAUGAGCUGUGCGUGUUAACCGAAGCCCUGGCGGUGAAGUCCACACCAGAAGAGGAGGAGAGAGAAACCUUUGUAGCCUUUGCACGUGUCUACAGCGGAAUAGUGCGCAGGGGUCAGAAAGUGUUUGUGCUCGGACCCAAAUACGACCCUGCCAUCACCCUGCAGACGCUGACAGACGAGUGUUCAGUCCCUGACUCCAUGCCCGCCAUACCCCACUUAGCCUGCUGCACUCUGGAUCGGUUGUAUUUGCUGAUGGGACGAGAGCUUGAAGAACUCGAUGAGGUUCCAGCGGGCAACGUUCUAGGAAUCGGUGGCAUGGAGGAGUUUAUUCUAAAGUCAGCAACCAUCUCGACCUCAGCCGCAUGCCCUCCGUUCACACCGCUUAACUUCGAGGCCACGCCUAUCGUCAGAGUGGCGAUUGAGCCCAAACAUCCCAGCGAGAUGCCCAAGCUGGUGCGGGGGAUGCGUCUCCUGAACCAGGCUGACCCGUGCGUGGAGGUUUUGAUCCAGGAGAGCGGGGAGCACGUACUCGUCACGGCUGGAGAGGUUCACCUGCAGCGCUGCCUCGAUGACCUCCGAGAGAGGUUUGCCAAAAUUGAGAUCAGUUCCUCUGCUCCCAUCAUCCCAUUCCGUGAGACUGUCAUCCGCCCACCCAAAGUGGACAUGGUGAAUGAGGAUCUUGGACGGCAGCAGAAGGUUGCCGUGAUCCAUCAAACCAAAGAGGAGCAAUCCAAACUCCCAGAAGGGGUUCAGAUAGAUUCGAGUGGCCUGGUAACCUUAACUACCCCCAACAAAAUGGCCACAAUCGGAGUUCGGGCUAUCCCUCUGCCUGAGCAAGUGACCUGGCUCCUGGAGAAGAAUGCAGAGCUCAUCCGAACCAUGGAGCACGUCAACCUGCUGGCACGAGAGGGCAAAGCUUUAGAGAUUAGUUCCAAAACUCUGGAGGAAAUCCGCAAUUUAAAGGCUGAAUUAGAAAACCACCUUCAGGGCCACAAGUGGAGGAAUGCAGUGGAGCGAAUCUGGGCUUUUGGACCGCGUCGCUACGGCCCCAACAUUCUUCUGAACAGCGUUGAGGGAUACCAAAGGCCAUCGGUGUGGCAAGUUCUCAAUUUAGAGAAGGAGAAAAGUGAAGGCGCCACGCUGCGAGAUUUUGAUAACAGCAUAGGGAGCGGGUUCCAGCUGGCCACGCUUUCAGGCCCCAUGUGUGAAGAGCCGCUGAUGGGCGUCUGCUUCUCUGUGGAGAGCUGGGACGUGAAAAUCCCAUCUCAGACAGUGCAGAAGGACUCGCAGGAUGACACAAUUUCUCAAAACACUUUAGAGGCAAAUAAUAACGAGGGUGAGCUUGGAGAAGACGGCGAGGCACAGAGCCGGCGUCGAGACAUGGCUGACUGCUACGGGCCAUUCUCAGGUCAGCUUAUUGCUUCCAUGAAAGAGGCGUGCAGGUAUGCUUUCCAGGCAAAACCACAGCGCCUCAUGGCUGCAAUGUACACCUGUGAGAUCAUGGCUACAGCCGAGGUAUUAGGGCGUGUGUAUGGUGUCUUGUCCAAGCGUGAAGGUCGUGUCCUUAACGAGGAGAUGAAGGAGGGAUCAGACGUGUUCAUCAUCAGAGCUGUUCUUCCUGUGGCCGAGAGCUUCGGAUUCGCUGAUGAGAUCCGCAAGAGGACGAGCGGGCUGGCAAGCCCUCAACUGGUGUUCACUCACUGGGAGGUCAUCUCCAGCGAUCCGUUCUGGGUGCCCACUACUGAAGAAGAAUAUCUCCACUUUGGAGAAAAGGCAGAUUCGGCGAAUCAGGCACUGAAGUACGUAAAUGCUGUUCGGAAGCGCAAAGGGCUUUAUGUGGAGGAGAAGAUUGUUGAACAUGCUGAGAAGCAACGCACUCUAAGCAAGAACAAAUAAACUCUCCUUAAUUUA
Molecule: messenger RNA, 3457 nt
Organism: Clarias gariepinus (North African catfish)
Lineage: Eukaryota; Metazoa; Chordata; Actinopteri; Siluriformes; Clariidae
Gene: efl1
Product: elongation factor like GTPase 1
Exons: 20
Coding region: 125-3442 (1105 amino acids)
Biological process (GO): cytosolic ribosome assembly
Cellular component (GO): ribonucleoprotein complex; cytosol
Molecular function (GO): ribosome binding; GTPase activity; GTP binding
Source: RefSeq, a predicted model, not a curated record